This is a messenger RNA of Musca vetustissima, 1560 nucleotides long. RefSeq names its product transcription factor grauzone-like. The record is from RefSeq and is a predicted model, not a curated record. Bases 1 to 1560 code for a protein of 519 amino acids. Gene Ontology annotation, cellular component: nucleus. Gene Ontology annotation, molecular function: zinc ion binding. NCBI's taxonomy places the organism in Eukaryota, Metazoa, Arthropoda, Insecta, Diptera, Muscidae. The transcript is spliced from 3 exons.
AUGAUUACUCUAAUGUGUGAAACCAUUUUAAAAGAAGUAGGUGACGUCAAGCGGGAUUAUCUGGGCUUCUGUUUUCCGAUCUUUGCCAAGAACUGCAAAAUGUAUGAUUUUGCAUUGGAGGAAAUCUACAAUGAAGCCGACUAUAUAGCUUAUAUAAUGGCUGGUACAAAUGUAUGCCGUUUGUGCCGUACAUCGUGCAGCGACUGCAUACGAUUAUGCGAUGCUACGGGUAAAACAAAUGAAAUAUACACCAUAACCGUGAAGUUUUUCCAUCCAAUGUUCCUCGAAGUUGAUAAGGAAAUGACCCAUCGAAUUGUCGUUUUAUGUAUGCAAUGUUGGCAUCACAUUUCCGGUUUUAAUAAUUUCCAACAAACUGUACUGCUUCUACAUGCCAAUCUGCAUACUGCGACAGAAAGUGUUGUGGCUGGCUGUGCCCAAUUGCAGUUUACAUCUACAUCCUGUGAGAAUCGUGAUGAAAUAGAGAUAGCAGCAAAUGAGGAGUUGGAAAAAAUCAAAGAUGAGCCUGGCACAAUUGUAAUACCAGACAUUGAUAGCAAUCAGAAUCGCCAGACUGGGGAAGCUGACAACACUGGACAAUUGAUAGUUACAGAUCAUGCUAUCGUAUUUCCAGCCAAUUUAAAUCCAAACACAGCAGCGCCGCCAUCUAACGCCAAUGUACCGUCGACAAGUAAUGAAACCAUGCCCUUUAAAAUUGAGAAUGCCAUGCAUAUCGAUGAUCAAUAUUCCGAUCAGGAUGGUGACAUUUUUAUUGCUAAUGAACUAAUUGAUGAAACGGAAAAUUCGCACAGUUCCGACGAUGACGAUUUACUUGAAAUACGAGAUACACAAGAUUCGGCCGACUCCGUCAACGAACUACAAAUUCCAACUAGUAGAAAGGAUCGAAAAUCGCAGAAGGGAAUUGACGAGAUCAUUGCUAAAUGGAAACCUGUUCUGCAGUGUGAAUACUGCCCCAAAUCGUUUGCCACAUUCACUUUGCUCAAAUCUCACUAUUGCGACGACCAUCCCAAUAACGAAUUCUUUAUUAUGUGCUGUGGACGUAAACUGAAAUAUCGGUACAGAGUCGAAGAACAUGCCAUUAUUCACAUGAACCCAAAGGCGUUCAAGUGUCAGGUGUGCGGCAAAUGUUUUACAGCCCGAUUUACUUGGAUGACUCACACUAAUCACUCACAUCCAGAGGCCAAAAUUUCCAAAGACGAUGGUGGCAACGGCUUCAAAUGUUCCAUAUGUGGAUUAUGUUGUGGCGAUGCAGCAACUAUGCUGCAACACUGCAAAAUUCAUUCGAAUGACAAGAAAUUACAUCACUGCCAGUUUUGUAAUAAAUCAUUUAAAAAGGAGCGGGGUUUAAAUAAGCAUUUAUACAUCUAUCAUUUGAGCUGCAGGCCCCAAAGCUCUGAUAUUAUUCAAACGUGUCCACAUUGUCCCAAAACCUUUAAUUAUCGUACGGGAUUGUAUCACCACCUAAGAAGAACACAUCCUGCAGAAUUUGCCCUGAGAAAGAAGAAAAGACGUAUCAAUAACACCACAACUGAAAAUCAAUAA